CACUUUCUCUCACUUAAUUCUCUAAUUACUCACUUAAACUCACAUAAGUUUAUCUCUUUCUAUUUUUAGAAACUCUAACCCUUCAUCUCUCCCUUUCCUCCUUCUAUAUAUUAACCUCGCACUCCUCAUUCCCUAUCCUCACUUCAAACUACUCAUUUUGUCUUCCUCUUACAUAAUUAUUCUUCAACUAAUUAUAUACUACAUACUAGCUUAAUUAGCUUAAUUAAGCAUAUGGAUUUUGAGCUCAAUACUUCACUAACUACAACAUCAUCUAAUGAUCUUCCUCAUUUGAUCAACCUCGAUCUCGUCCUCGAUCGAUCAUCAUCGUCCUCAUCAUCCAUGUCGGCUUCCUCGCCCUCGAGCCCCGCCGCCGGUGAGGCAAGGGUGUUCUCAUGUACUUAUUGUAAUAGGAAGUUUUAUAGCUCCCAAGCUUUAGGGGGCCACCAAAAUGCUCAUAAACUUGAGCGUACUUUAGCCAAGAAGAGUAAGGAGCUUAAUAAUAACAACAAGCCUCUUAACCUCGGCUCGAGCCGUAUGGCUAUGGCUCCACAUCUCCGUGCUUAUGCUCACUUCGAAUUUAGGGAGCAAGGAGUAGAGUAUGGUUUUGGAAGUGAUCAUAUGGUUAACUAUGGUUCUAGCAAUAAUAAGGAGGAUCUUGAUUUGUCCUUGAGGCUUUAAUUAAGUAUUAUUGAUUAUCAUGUUGUUGGAUUAUAAAAAUGACUGUUAUUAAAUCAUAAUUAAGCUGUAUUAAUCCGUACUAUAGAGAUGUAAUAUUGAUAAAUUAUAGAGAAAUUAAAUAUUUCAAUUAAGAGAAGAUAAAAGAGAAUUUAUA
Molecule: messenger RNA, 832 nt
Organism: Spinacia oleracea (spinach)
Lineage: Eukaryota; Viridiplantae; Streptophyta; Magnoliopsida; Caryophyllales; Amaranthaceae
Product: zinc finger protein 2
Exons: 1
Coding region: 232-678 (148 amino acids)
Biological process (GO): negative regulation of abscisic acid-activated signaling pathway
Source: RefSeq, a predicted model, not a curated record